Molecule: messenger RNA, 522 nt
Organism: Nicotiana attenuata
Lineage: Eukaryota; Viridiplantae; Streptophyta; Magnoliopsida; Solanales; Solanaceae
Product: salivary glue protein Sgs-3-like
Exons: 2
Coding region: 1-522 (173 amino acids)
Source: RefSeq, a predicted model, not a curated record
AUGCAUAAAGUGAGUAAAACACCCUAUAAAGCCAAAUCAUCAUCCAAGGCUGAAGCAAAACCCAAAAUCAUGAAGCCUAAAUCGAAGAAAAAUGCCAAGCCAUUAACGGAACCCACACUCCCACAUGUUCCUUCUCCUUCGAUAUCCCCCACUAUACCUACAUCAUCAUCCCCUGUUCCUGCUAUUCCUAUCAUCCCCACCUCCACUGUAUCCCCUCCUCUAAAACCAACCACCCAUGCACCUGAGCUUACUGCGGAAAAUACCUCUAAGUCAACAAAGGUCAAGGCCACUCCAAGAAAAUCUAUCAAGAAAGUGCCUGAUGCUGUUACGCAGGGUAACAUUGUAGCCAAGGAAUCUGUGGUUCGGGGGAAAACGGUGCCAGUCACUACUAAUCAGGUUAAUGAUUCUGUAGAAGAAGAAAAUCAUAGUGAAAAAGAGGAUGACUCUGAGGGUGAGGAUCAAGAAAAGGUCGUGAGAGUGAAGGAGGUGAUGAAGAGGGUGAUGAAGAAGAUGGGAAUGUGA